AUGGCCACUGCUGCUGUAGCCGUACCCCGAGGCGACGUCUCCGCCGACCUCAACUACUACCACCCACCUGCCGACGGCUCCGUGCCGUACAACAACAUCGACCCCGCGCCGCCUCUCCCCGAGCGCAACUACAGCGACGUCACGCUCGCCACCACCAUCCACGACAUCCGCGGUCGCGAGGCCGACUUCACCCUCGACCGCGACGCCUUCCAGGUGAUCCGCAACGUGCCGCCCUCCGCCGAGACCGCCUUUACCUCCGACGACUCCAUCACCACCCGCUACUACCCGGAGAUGGAGCAACUCCUCCUCGCGAACGUCCCCGGCGCCACCAAGGUCUACAUCUUCGACCACACCAUCCGCCGCUCCACGCCCGGCGCCCCGCGCGCCCCCGUCACCCGCGUCCACAUCGACCAGACCGCCAAGUCGGUCGCCCAGCGCGUGCGCCGCUACUUCUCCCCCGAAGAGUCCGAGGCGCUGCUGCGCGGGCGGCACCGCCUCGUCAACGUCUGGCGGCCGCUGAACCGCGGGCCCGUGGAGCGCCACCCGCUGGCGUUUGCGUCGACGCGCUCGCUCGAGGACGCGGACGUGGUGUCGGUGGAGCACAGGUACGCGGGGGGGUACACGGGCGAGACGGCCGCGGUGCGGCACAACCCGAAGCAAGAGUGGUACUACCUGAGCGGCAUGACGGGGGACGAGCGCCUGCUGCUCGAGUGCUUCGAUAGUGAGGCGCUGCGGGAGGGGUCCGGCGUGGUCGGCGGGAGGGCGCCGCACUCGGCGUUUGCGGAUCCCAGGACGCGCGUGGAGGCCGAGGACCGAGAGAGCAUCGAGGUGCGCGCACUCGUCUUCGGGCCGUAG
Molecule: messenger RNA, 855 nt
Organism: Cordyceps fumosorosea ARSEF 2679
Lineage: Eukaryota; Fungi; Ascomycota; Sordariomycetes; Hypocreales; Cordycipitaceae
Product: methyltransferase
Exons: 1
Coding region: 1-855 (284 amino acids)
Molecular function (GO): oxidoreductase activity
Source: RefSeq, a predicted model, not a curated record